Messenger RNA from Plasmodium coatneyi, 3135 nucleotides. RefSeq names its product 2-oxoglutarate dehydrogenase E1 component mitochondrial. Gene Ontology annotation, biological process: tricarboxylic acid cycle. The coding region runs from base 1 to 3135 and encodes 1044 amino acids. The record is from RefSeq and is a predicted model, not a curated record. The transcript has 2 exons. Gene Ontology annotation, cellular component: mitochondrion; oxoglutarate dehydrogenase complex. Lineage: Eukaryota; Apicomplexa; Aconoidasida; Haemosporida; Plasmodiidae. Gene Ontology annotation, molecular function: thiamine pyrophosphate binding; oxoglutarate dehydrogenase (succinyl-transferring) activity.
AUGAGGAAAAUUCUGCAGUCGAAUAAGUUGGUGAAGGAAAAUGGAGAUAUGCUGAGGCGCAGGUUCCACGUGGGUGGGUACGCGAGCAGCGACAAUUUCAACCCCAGCAUGGCUUCCUACAUUGAGGGCGCCUACCGGAUAUGGCGGCAAGACAGGAACUCGCUGCACAAGUCGUGGGACCACUACUUCGCGGAGAUGUCGGAAGAAGCGGGAUUUUUGGGAAGUACCUCCCCUAGUGUAAUGACCACGAAAGAGGAAGCAGAAAGGAACUUUCGAAGCAGAAUGGGAACGAAUCUACUCCCCAACCGGGGGAAUAGCAAUAUCAAGAUCACAUAUGUGAACAAUGAGAUGCUUGAUAAAGGACGGAUGGGAAAUAUCUACGACAUUGCGAGAAUAGUGCAGCUAAUCAGAUGGUACCAGAAGAAGGGUCACCUGUAUGCAAACAUAAACCCGUUACCGUUGCCGAAUACACCUCCAUACAGUAGCGUGGUAAACGAAACGGACAAGAAAAAAAUGAGUUACUCGGAUUUUGGGUUCACAAAGGAUGACUUAGAUGCAGAAUUUUCCUUCGACUUGCCAUCCAUUACUGGUUUUUCGAGUGACAAAAAAGAGACUAGCACGCUCCGAAGUUUAAUAGAGCGGUUAGAACAGACCUACUGUGGGACCAUCGGGUUCGAGUACAUGCACAUAACGGAUGAGAAUGUGGUCAACUACAUCGUGAAGAGGAUCGAAAAGGAUCGUAAAUUCCAAUAUGAUAAGAAGGCAAAGAGGAAAAUCCUAGAAAAUACUGCUAGAGCUUUUAUUUUUGAAAAUUACAUGGCAGCAAAAUUCGCUACGACGAAGCGGUUUGGAAUAGAUGGAUGUGAGACGCUCAUUACGGGCAUGAAGGCGCUCAUCUCAAGAGCAGCAAUGGUACACAUAGAUAGUGUCCUCAUGAGUAUGUCUCACCGGGGUAGACUAAACGUCCUUUUUAAUGUACUGCAUAAACCGCUAGAAAAUAUGAUGUCCGAAUUUAGGGGAAAAACUGGCUUUACAGAUAAUAUUUGGGGAAACACUGGUGACGUGAAGUACCACUUGGGGGUUGAAAUUGAUCACUUCGAUGAAGAAUCCAAUAGGUACAUCCACAUGGGUAUUGUAGAUAAUUCGUCACAUCUAGAAUCCGUUGAUCCAAUUCUAAUGGGACAAGCCAGAGCACAACAAUACUACUGCAAUGAUAAGGAAAAGGAAAAGGUCCUCCCGAUUACCAUCCAUGGAGAUGCUUCUAUAGCAGGACAAGGAAUCGCAUACGAAACGCUGCAGAUGUCCAAGUUACCAAGUUACAACGUCGGAGGGACCAUACACAUUGUGGUGAACAACCAAAUUGGGUUCACGACAUAUCCAGUAGAUGCAAGGUCAGGCAAAUAUUGUACCGACAUCGCAAAGUGUAUAGACAUACCAAUUAUUCACGUGAAUGCAGAUGAUCCCGAAGCAGUAACAUACGUCUUCGAGUUAGCACUAGACAUAAGGAACAGGUUCCACAUAGACACCAUUAUAGAUAUCGUAGGGUAUAGACGAUUCGGACACAACGAAUUAGAUAUGCCUAAAUUUACCAACCCGUUGCUCUACGAUAUAAUUACAAGACAUGAAUCCGUUUUGGACCUGUACAGUAAGAAGCUAAUCCGUGAAGGAGUAAUAACUCUAGACGAAUUUGAGCAAAACAAAACGGACAUCUACAAUUUGUAUGAGGAGGUGUAUGAAAAGUCCAAAUCGUUUGUCCCAACACCGAAGGAGAAGUACCUGCCACAGUGGGAACACAUGGUAACUCCUCAGAAAUUUUCUCCCUCUAGAAAAACAGGAGUGGAAAAGAAAGUCCUUCUCGAUUUGGGCAAACAAAUAUUUACCAUACGGGAAAACUUCCAUGCACAUCCCAUUAUUGCUAAGUUGUUUAAAGGACGCAUAGAUAGCUUGAACACAGGAAAGAAUAUCGACUUUGGGACAGCUGAACUGUUGGCCUAUGCAACGUUAUUAUCUGACGGAUUUCAUGCUAGACUGUCUGGGCAGGAUUCGCAAAGAGGAACCUUCUCCCACCGACAUGCUGUACUUCACGACCAGGUUACCUACGAAUCGUAUAACAUCUUCGACUCGCUCAAAACACCACACACUAUAGAAGUGAAUAACUCGUUGCUUUCCGAAUAUGCCGCCUUAGGGUUCGAAAUAGGAUACAGUUAUGAACACCCAGAUGCACUGGUCGUAUGGGAAGCCCAGUUUGGUGACUUUGCCAACGGGGCUCAAGUGAUGAUAGAUAAUUACAUCGCUUCGGGGGAAACAAAAUGGAACAAACAAUCAGGUAUAGUUAUGUUUCUACCUCAUGGGUAUGAUGGACAAGGUCCUGAACAUUCCUCUGCUAGGAUCGAACGGUUCUUACAACUUUGUGAUGACAGGGAAGAUAUCGCUACGUAUUCUGUUGAGAAGGACAAAACGAUAAUACAACAACACAACAUGCAGGUUAUUAACUGCACCAAGCCAUCCAAUCUGUUUCACGCUCUGAGGAGACAAAUGCACAGAUCCUUUAGGAAGCCUCUCAUAGCAAUCACCCCCAAGAAAAUGUUAAAAAUGAGAAUGGCAUUCGAUACGAUAGAAAAUUUUCUCUCAUCUACAGAGUUUCUUCCUUACUUACCUGAACAACAAGGACACAAGUUAAACGCCAAGGAGGACAUCAAACGGAUUAUCCUCUGCUCUGGACAAGUCUACUACGAUCUCUUGAAUUAUAGAGAAGCCAAUGAGAUUAAAAACAUCGCCAUAGCGACCAUUGAGCAGCUAUCUCCUUUUCCUUUUAAACAAUUCAUGCAGGAUUUACAGACCUACCCCAAUCUGAGAGAUGUCAUUUGGGUUCAGGAAGAACACAUGAAUAUGGGACCCUGGUUCUACGUUUCUCGGCGUAUCGAGGCAGCCAUUCAGCAACUGAAAAGGGACAACCCCGAUUGGGAUAUUGAAGUACCCCACGUUUUCUACUCGGGCAGGGACGUCUACGCUGCACAGUCUGCAGGAGACCUCAACCUCCACCUGUAUCAGCUGGACGAGUUUCUGCUAGACGCCUUCAACCUAGAGAAGACGCACCACAUGCACGCACAUAAGUAUGCAGCGGUGGCAAACUGA